UUACAACUUGUAGUAUAUAAUAACUUGUAUUAUAUGCAACGUAACACUUAGACAAAUGACAAAAUAGUUAAAUCGACAAGAAAUACAAUUUUAUUUAACAUAUUAUACUUGUGAUUUAGUUAGGAGAUACUGUGCAUUUUAAACGGAAGGACUUUUUGACAUUUUUCAAUUUGAUAGCAGUUGUAAAUAUUGCACUAUGGAUUACAUUAUGAAAUUUAUCAUUUUAUUUAUGCAAAUAGUUUUCGCGGUAUCUCAAGAAGACAGCUUGAAAGCAAUUGAAUACUACUGUGGAAACAAGCCAGCCGACGUCGUAUUUCUACUGGACUCGUCUAACAGUAUAUGGGGACCAGACUUUCGAAAACAAAUCGACUUCGUCGAAAGCAUAACUGAUAUGUUUACAAUUGGUAAAAACAUAACGAGAGUAGGCGUUAUAAGCUACAGUCAUGAUAUAAGAGUAGACAUUGAUUUGGACGAAUAUUACAACAAAAAAGAAUUAUUUAAAGCCAUUCAAGAUAUAGACCAGUACCAUGGAUACAAAACAAACACAAAGAAGGCGAUCCAGUACGCUAGAAAACACAUGUUUGGCCACGACGUGAACAAACGAGACAAAGAUACAGUCGCUAGGAUCAUCGUUGUCUUGACCGAUGGUCAAUCCAGUAACAUGUUAAUGACAGUAUGGGAGUCCAUUAAAGCCAAAAAUGCGGGCAUACGGAUGAUUUCCGUUGGAGUUGGUCCAAAGAUCAACAUCCGGGAACUGAAUAUGAUUGCCAGUAGUCCACCGUCAGAACACAUGUUCUUAGUCAACAGUUUUGGAACAUUGAACACAAUUAAACAGGUGCUGGCGAUCCAAACUUGUAAAGUAACACCGAAAACAACAACGUCAACGACACCUGUUCCGACAACCACUACAACUACACCUACUACGACGACGACAGAACCGACGACAACAACAACACCAACAACUACAACUACACUUCCGACCACUACGACAGAGUCAUUGUAUGCUGCUGCCAGAAGAAUUUGCUUCGCUGAUGGUGUUACCGAUAUUGUCUUUGCUUUCGAUUCUUCAAACAAUGUUCGACCAAACGAAUUUAAAAAACAGCUUGAAUUUGCCAAACGUAUCAUGCACAAUUUUGUCAUUGGUCAAAAUAAAUCAAGAAUAGGAGCCAUUUUAUACAGUGACCAAGUUCAACAAUUAAUUGAUUUACCACAAUACGAAACUCGUGAAGGACUUAGCUUUGCUUUGGAUCGAGUUGAAAAAUCCGCAGGUGGUACUCGAAUGGAUGAAGCCAUUCGAUACAUCAGGACAAAGUCGUUCCGAAGAAGCGUCUCAAGACGUCACGCAGCUCAAGUUGCUAUCAUUAUCACAGCAAGCCCCUCCUCCUCGUUACAUAGUACAAAGAAGCAGGCAGCCGAAGCUAGAAGGGCGGGAAUCACAUUGAUACCAAUAGGAAUUGGUGAUGUAAAUAUCGAGGAACUCCGAGCGAUUGCAGGUACAACAGACGACAGCUAUCAGCAUAUCUUACCUACGUUCGAUGACUUGGAUUUUGUUCUUCCAAAAGUCGCCAUUAACACAUGCGAAGUUACUGAGCCAGCAAUUACAGUUUCGGAUAUGUCAUGUGGAUCAAGACAAGAGGCUGACUUGAUGUUCCUUCUAGAUAGUGUAAACGCUGGUAAAAAGAACACAAAGAAAGCCUUAGCAUUUGUACAGGAUCUUGUAAAUGAUUUAGAUGUCGACAAGGAUAAAAUUCAAAUAGGCGUUAUGGCAGAAGACGCAUGCGCAGUUCACACAAAAGGUGAAACCGGAUUCAAACUAGGAUCUAAGAAAACAAAAGAAGACGCGGUGGAAGCACUCGCAGACGAAGGUAGUGCCGACUUUGGAAGUAUGCUAAAAAGGAUGCGCAGAGGUGCUUUUAGUCAUAGGCAUGGAGGCAGACGGGAUGCGAGAAAAAUAGCAAUUUUGAUCAUUGAUGGUAAUUUGGAUGAUCCCUUGAAAGCACUUUCGGAAGCACAAAGAGCUCGACUUCAUGGUAUUGAGGUUUACGUGAUACAAGUUGGGGAUGACCAACCACAAGAAGAGCUAAUGAUGAUGUCGGACUCGCCUUAUGGUGGAGUCAAGAAUUUCUUUAAAGUUAGCAACUAUAACGAACUCAGAUCGUUAAAGAAGAAUAUUUGGGAUUCUUUGUGCGAUGAAUUGUAGAAACCAUGACGUAUAUUUCCAGGGACCAAUUGAUCAGAAUGAUUGCUUAUGUCUACGUAAGAAUGAAAAAAGUGAAUGUGAUAAACUGUCAGACAGAAUUCGUUUUUAUAAAUCGUAUUUAUGACAUUAUAUGGAUGUGGAGAAGUAUGCGUUGUGGACAAACAAUCCCGUUCGAAAGAAAUUGAUGAGAGAAUAAUUGAAGUAGCCUUAAAACACAAGUGUGAAUGAACGUUAAACGUUCGAGUGACGUUGAGCAUUACUUAAGAAAAACGUUCAAGUGACCUUGAGCAUAACUUAAGAAAAACGUUCAAGUGACACUGAACAAUAAUGAACGUGAAACGUUCACGUGACCUUGAAGGUGUUUUCUGAAACAUAGACUCAGAUGUACAUGUUUACUCAGGGAGUUAGUGCUCAUGUAGAUGAACUUGAUAUGCCAGUUAUUGUUUUUUAAUUACGAUUAUGUCUUUCAUAUUACUUUAAAAGUUAUGUCUUUGUAAAUAUUCAUUAUGUACCAUGUAAAUUGUACCAUUGAUCAUAACACAUUGAAAACUUAUAUGCUACUUGCAUUUCAUAAUCAUUUUCGCGAAGUUUUUGGAAAUCUCGUCACCAAGCGAGAUUUUGCGAGAAAUAUGUUUAUUGCUUUGAGUCUUGUUCCCUGUUUUAUGAUGGCAAUAUACAUAUAGAAUCCAUUGGGGUUAUGCGUAAUUAGCGUAUUUCGGAUGCAAUGGACCGUCUUCUUCUUGCACCAAGAAUGCUAUUUAGUCAUGUAAACAUGUACAGAUUAGAUCAAGUUGAUAAUUUUACUUCUUUUCAAAUGGCAAUAUCUGUUUUGUAUUAAAACAAAGUAUCUGUUAUUAGAUAUAUCAAUAUUCUCCUUUACCGAAACAGGAUUUGUUUUAAGGGAGGUGCUCCUGAGAAUUAGGCGUACCAUAUUUUGACAAAAAAGACUGUUUUACUCGUCUGAUUCAUACAUAUUGUUAUAUUUAAAGAAGUAAUUUUAUUGAUGAUGGGGUAGAUGACACCUGGAGAGGAUCCGAGAGGGGAAUAUAGAUCUCAUGAUAUAUGCUUCAAGUAUGUGAUACUAACCUAGACGUUUAGCUUUACUAUUUUACAAAUAUAUUUAUUGUAUACACCAGUAAAUUAACAAUGAACUUUUAUGAUCGUUCUAUCUUGACAGAAUCUAUGAUUGUCUAUCCGAAUAUAAAUUUAUAAAUGACUAUAAUUUACUGAUGUAAAAUUUAUGCAAAUUUACAUGCAUUCAAAUGGAUAUACAGUUGAAGACGGGUUUGUUAUCUUCUCGAAAAGAGUCAGUCGUUUUGAUUACAUAAGUAAAAACACCUCUUUUGAUGAAACAUACAUUACUUCAGAAAAUAUGAAAACCCUGUCUAGUCAAGAUGAAAAGAUUCAUGCUGUUGUUGUUAUUCUACUGGUGAAUGUUUUGUAUAUUUAAUACUAUGUCGUUAUAAUAUAUGUACCAUUUUUAUAUGUUGACAAAAUAAAGUUAUACAAUCGCUUA
Mytilus trossulus (common blue mussel) is the source of this 3716-nucleotide messenger RNA. Its product is annotated as cartilage matrix protein-like. The record is from RefSeq and is a predicted model, not a curated record. The coding region runs from base 197 to 2200 and encodes 667 amino acids. The transcript has 9 exons. Lineage: Eukaryota; Metazoa; Mollusca; Bivalvia; Mytilida; Mytilidae.